Messenger RNA from Neolamprologus brichardi, 11269 nucleotides. It is a transcript of the gene col7a1l, whose product is annotated as collagen type VII alpha 1-like. The record is from RefSeq and is a predicted model, not a curated record. Gene Ontology annotation, molecular function: protein binding; serine-type endopeptidase inhibitor activity. Gene Ontology annotation, cellular component: extracellular matrix. Lineage: Eukaryota; Metazoa; Chordata; Actinopteri; Cichliformes; Cichlidae.
CGCCUACCCCCUCUGUCACUCAGAUACACACAUAUAGAUACACACACAUGCCGAUUUAGUCUCUAAUAACUGCCUCUACAAGGAUACAACAUAAAAUCCAGAAUUGUUUUUGCCUAACUCGGAUGCAGCUUUUUAUAUGUAUUUUUAGGGGGUGUUUUUCCUCUUUUUACCCUCAAAAGAAAAUCACCUGGAUUUGGAAGAUAAUAACUUGUGUGUAUUGAUAGGAGAAAAGAAAAGGUGGAAUUGAUGACUGUGAAGUGCAAUUUAGGAACUGCAUUUGUGAAGAGAGGGACUGGGGAGGAGGAGAAGGUGACUGAAGGAGGAAGACGAGGAAGAGUAUGGGUCACUCUUCUGUGUGCAUCUUUCUACUGUCCCUUUAUCUGACUCAUCAAAGUGUUGCAGCGCAAGCUGAAGCAUGCAGGACAGUGGUUCAGGCCGACAUAGUGUUUCUGGUGGAUGAGUCCUGGAGCGUGGGUCAUAAAGACUUUUCCAGAGUCAAAGACUUCAUCUCAGCCAUCAUCUCCUCCUUUCAGGACAAUGUGGUCGGAGCUGAUGGGGUCCGUUUUGGAGUCACUGUCUUUGGGGAUGUUCCAAGGAUGCGGAUUGCUUUGACAGACUACAGUUCCCUUGAGGAGGUACUCAGAGCCAUCAAAGACCUUCCCUAUGAAGGUGGAUCCAGGAGGACUGGCAUAGCACUCCAGUUUCUGGUCGACUCUGUUUUCAGCCCCGUCAUCAGGCGGGAUUCUGCCCCGAAGAUUGCUGUUUUGAUCACAAAUGGACAGUCGGACGACCAGGUCAAUGCUGCAGUCAGAGCAGUAGAAGACAAUGGAAUUACUGUCUUUGCAGUAGGCCUCAUGGGGGUUGAUGAGGCAGAGCUUAGGAGGGUUGUGUCGGAGCCACAUGCCGAGCAUCUAUUGCCGGUCACUGAUUUCUCUACCAUGGACACCAUCCUCCCCAAACUGUCCCGCAGAGUGUGCCUCACUGCCUCUGAACCCCCACGCCCUGUGAAAACUUCCCAGCCUAGCGAGGAACGUGUGGUGGGUCCCAGAGACCUUCAGGUUAGCGAACUGGCCCACAGUUCUCUUAGACUGACGUGGAGCCAGGCCACGGGUGAUGUCACCGGAUAUCGCCUCCUGGUCACUCCACUGAGCUCGGAGGGACAACUCCUUCCUGUGCAGCAGAGACAGAUGGAUCUGAAGGCAGAUGUGAGCACAGCCAUGGUGACAGAGCUGAGUCCCAAAACCGACUAUUCCCUCACCGUCUAUGCCAUGUACCCAGGCCUCAUAGGAGACUCUGCGACAAUCAAAGUAAAGACAACGCCUUUGCCCGAAGUUUCAAACUUCCGUGUUAUUGAGGAGGGCCUGUUCUCCCUGCGCCUCGGCUGGACACCCCCCCAGGGGAAGCUAAAUGGAUUCAAGAUCUUCAUCCCGAGAUCCAACAGACCAGGAUUCAUUUAUGAGCAGCUGCUUCCCAGAGACAUUUCCUCUCAUGUGAUUGACAGUCUGGAGGAGGAUAAGAAGUACACUGUCAGUAUUUAUGCUGUGUACCCCGAAGGACCAAGUAAACCAGUUUCAGUAGUGGGGAAGACAUUGAAGUUGGUGCCAGUUCAUCAGUUUCUGGUCCAAAAUGCCACCACAGACACCGUUCAAGCAAGAUGGGCAUCAGUUAAAGGUGCUACAGGAUACCGUUUGACAUGGGCAUCUACAGAAGGCCACAUAGAAAACAUAAACCUCGGGGACAAUUUUAACUUCUACAUGAUACAGGGCCUCCACACAGGCUCUGAGUACACCAUCACCAUCAACCCCAUCUUUGGAGACACUGAGGGGCCUAUCACCACUGCAAAAAUCAAGACAUUGGAAAGUAGUUCAGUACAGACUCUGAAAGUAUCUGCUGUGAGCACAAGUACUGCAGUCGUCUCAUGGAACAGUGUCCCGGGGGCUACAGGAUACAGAUUGGCAUGGAGACCCACCCCAGAGUUUGUUGGUCGGGAUCGUCCCAGGCAAUUGGCUCUGAACACCAGCACUACACAGUACCAGCUGAAAAAUGUAGCCCAUGAUACGGAGUAUGUCCUGACUCUUUACGUGCUGUUUGGCGCUGCGGUUGGACCUGGCAUCGCUGCCACCUUCAGAACUUCUCCUUUGGGUUAUGUGUCAAACUUCAAGGUGACAUCCUACACAAGCACCACUAUAGAUGUGGCGUGGAGUCCCAUCGUUGGAGCCACCGAGUACAAACUCUCUUGGAAAACAGAGAAUAGCAAACCCCAAGUCCAGUACCUGGAUCGUAGCAUCCUCUUCCAUCGUCUCAAAGACCUGAAUCCACAGUCUACCUACACAGUCACCAUCUGUGCAGUGUAUGGCAACUCAGAGGGACCAGAAAUCUCCUUAUCUCAGCUCACAGCUGCAGUGUCAGAGUCAGAUCCAAUCCAGCCAGUAAGGGAGGUGAAGGUUGAGGACAUUGGAGUAAAUUCCUUCACACUAUCUUGGAAAAAAGCACCAGGGGCUUCUGGAUACAAAAUCUCUUGGAUCCCAUUUCUUGGGGGUGAUGAGAAGUCCCACGUGGUAUCGGCUGAUUUUGCUUCCUACACCAUCCGCAACCUGCGAGAGAGCUCAGCUUACAAGAUCCAGGUGUCCUCCAUGGUGGGCAGCAGGGAAGGAAGCGCUGUCCUGGUCACAGCACGUACCUUGGAUCUUCCAAAAGUAGAAGGAUUUGUUGCUUUGAAUACAACAGACAACAGUACUGUUCUGAACUGGACACGCGUAGCUGGUGCCUCAGGAUAUCGCCUCUCCUGGAGGCACAUCUCAGUGUUUGACACAAAAACAGAAUUCCUUGGCCCUGGAUUCACCUACUAUAAGAUCAGUGAUCUCUUGUAUGGCAGAACAUAUCUUUUCACCAUCAGACCUUUGUAUGGAGAAGUGGAGGGGCCUAUAAGCACCAUGUAUCAGAGAAUAUUGGGACCAGCUCGCCCAGCGUUAACAGUCCAGCCUGUGCCACCUACAGUGCCCCCCCAUUCCCCACCUAUCACUGGGGACUCCCAGACUGCCUCUAUCAUCAACACAACCACUGCUCAAUCACCCAUGAGGACCACCUGGCACCCUGAUGUUGUGCUUCCAUCUGAGUCCUUAACAACCAAGAAGCCCCACGUUCAGCCAAGUGUCACUGAGGGCAAGGCAGGAGCAGUCACGUCCUUUCGAUUAACCACACUGAGUAGAGUGACAGAGAAAAAAACACCACCACAACCAGUGUGCGGUAAGACCAAAGCGGAUAUAGUGUUCUUGGUGGAUGAGUCAUCGAGCAUUGGCACUGACAACUUUAGGAAGAUGAAAGACUUCAUAUUUCGAGUGGCUACAUACUUCCCCGUAAUUGGUUCACAGGGCACGCAGAUAGCUGUGGUUCAUUACAGCGAUGAGCCUCGCAUUGAAUUCCGCCUUAAUGACUUCAAAGACAGAAACUCUGUGCUCAGGGCUCUCCGAGCGCUCCGUUAUGGAGGGGGCAACACCAAAACCGGAAAAGGCAUCAGCUAUGUUCUGCAAGAACUGUUCCAGGAGGCUCAUGGGAUGAGGCAGGAUGUACCCCAUGUUCUGGUUUUGUUUACAGAUGGCAAGGCCCAAGACAAUGUGGUGCCGCCCUCCAGAAUUGCCCGUGCCUUGGGGGUCAGCGUCCUGGCAGUUGGAGUUUCGAAUGCAGAUCGUGAAGAACUGAAUAAAAUUGCAGCUCCCACCAGCUACAAAAACAUCUUCUAUUCACCAACUUUUGAUGAUUUUCCCUCCGUGGAGAGAGAAUUUAUCAGAAGCCUCUGUAGUGACGAACUCGUCACAGAGUUCAAACUACAAGAUGAGGGUGCUCAGCUAGACACCCCCACUGAUGACCCAGAGGACAUCCUUAAGCCCGAGGGUCCAUGCCUAACUCAGUGCAUGAAGGGCCAAAAAGGGGAAAAGGGAGAAAGUUUGGGUCUUGGUCUGAGAUUCAGACAAAGCCCUGGAGAGUUUGAUCCUUUCACAUCUUCAAAAGGAGAAAAAGGAGAAAGGGGACUUCCUGGAACUGACGGUGUUCCUGGUUUGCCAGGUCGCCCAGGAAGAACUGGACCACCGGGUUCUGCUGGCCAGCGGGGCACUACAGGUGUUCCAGGUGACAUGGGUCCACCUGGGCUCCCUGGUCCAAAGGGACAGAGAGGAGAAAGAGGAGAGCCGGGAUACGUCAUAGCUGGUACGGAUGCAAAUUUUGUGCCCGGACGAAAAGGAGAGCCAGGCUCCUCAGGUCCCCCAGGACCUCCCGGUCUUCCAGGGGUCAAUGGAGCUCCAGGUCUGCCUGGUCAGCCAGGAUCACCGGGGCCACCAGGAAUAGCUGUCAAGGGAGAUCCCGGAGAGCCGGGUACAAAAGGCUUACGUGGGAAGCAGGGCGUGAAAGGAGACAAAGGAGAGCCGGGGAAAGAUGGCAUUGCAGGUUUGCCUGGUCCCAUUGGUGUUGAUGGGGGACCAGGACUGCCAGGCCAGAAAGGAGAAAAGGGUGAGGAGGGAGUUGGCAUACAAGGUGUUCAAGGUCCUCAUGGAGAGAAAGGAGAGAAGGGAGAUAUUGGAUUAGCAGGACCAGUUGGCCCAAAGGGUGAGCGUGGAGAGCAGGGCAUCCAGGGAAUCAUUGGACCUCGGGGGAAAAAGGGAAUGAAAGGGGAGCCAGGAGACAAGGGAGACCAAGGAGAGGUGGGACCAAUAGGACCACAAGGACCCCCAGGGCCGGUAGGACCGAUGGGAUUAAAGGGAGAUGAAGGUCCAAGAGGACCUGCUGGAGACCCGGCAAAGGGUGUAAUUGGUCCAGCUGGGAAAAAGGGGGCCAGGGGGGACAUCGGUCCAGUUGGUUCCACAGGCCCUCAGGGAAUAAAGGGAGAACAAGGAGACAAGGGAGAAAAGGGUAGUCCUGGUUUUGGGAUUCCAGGACAGCAGGGGCAAAAGGGAGAAAAUGGAGAAAGGGGAAAUGUUGGUUUAUCAGGAAAACCAGGACAAAAGGGGAAAGAUGGCUCUAAAGGUGAAAAAGGGAGCAUUGGAUUACCUGGCAAUCCUGGAGAACCGGGAUUAAGAGGUAAAGAUGGUGCACCUGGAGCUAAAGUAGAACCGGGAAUGAAGGGUGAACAAGGACCAGCUGGAGAGCCUGGUGAAAGAGGAAUCAGGGGUCCAUUGGGAUUACCAGGAAAACCAGGUGACACUGGAGAAAAAGGUGACCCUGGCAAGCCUGGCCCACCUGGUGCCGAUGGCAAAAAAGGUGACAAAGGAGAGGCGGGAAAGCCUGGACCUCCGGGAACACAAACUGGUUCAGACAACAUACUGACCAGAGUAAUUAAGGGCGAUCCUGGAGAGCCAGGUCAGCCAGGUUUGCGAGGAGAAAUGGGCCCGCCUGGGCCACAAGGUCCAGAGGGGAAACCUGGAUUACCAGGACAGUCUCCGGGUGAUUCUGGAAGAGAUGGAUUAGAUGGCUUACCAGGAAAACCAGGAAUGAAGGGUGACCAGGGACAGAAAGGAGAGCCUGGUCCGAAAGGAGAUCAAGGCCGGGUUGGGAUUGCUGGGAUGCCUGGCUUACCGGGGACCCCUGGGAGACCUGGCAUUGAUGGGAAGAGGGGCCUGCCAGGAAAAGAUGGAGAAAGAGGACUCAAAGGAGAUGACGGCAAGAAGGGGGACAAGGGAGAUGCGGGUGCUGAUGGUAAAGAUGGUAGUAAGGGUGAACCAGGGCUUCCAGGUUUGCCUGGGAGGCAGGUGCUUGUCACUCCUGAGGGUGCUACCAUUGAUGAAAUCCGACAAGCAUUCCCAAUGCCAAUGGGUCCUCCAGGACCUACUGGUUCUCCAGGAUUGAAGGGCGAUAAAGGAGAAAGAGGCCUGAAAGGAGAAAAGGGUGACGCUGGAGCUCCAGGACAAUCUCUUGAGAUGAAGGACAUUGAGACAAUGUUUGAAGCCUACGGUAUAAAACUUCCUUUGCUGAAGGCUUUGAUUGACAGGUUGCUGCAGGAUGGCAUAGAGGAGCUGCUUCAUGUGCUCAGCAACUCCAAGAAAACAAAAGAAAACACAGAAAGGCACAACUCCAACGUCAUCACUGACUACACAAGUUUGGAGAAAUUUGACGUCACCAGCAGACCUCUGUCAAAAGUGGACACUUUUGAGGACAUUGAUGUAGAUGGCCAGCCUCCUGAAUCUAUCUUGGUUGACCCUUUAAAUGAAACUGCAGAGGAUCAAACUUUAUGGACCGUCAACACGCUGAAUGGAGAACCAGAGCAUGACACAAUUGAGACCAAUUUAAAGGAGACAGUAGACAGUACUGAAACUUCCUUCAAAGUUAAUCUGACUGCAGUCAAUUCUACUUCCAAUUAUACAAUGACCAAUGAGAUGUUUUCAGGAUUACCUCAAUCUGUAAUGGAGACUGUUCUCCUCAAUCAGGAGGACUCACUGAAGAAGAAUUCAGGACAAAAGAAGAAGAACAGGGAACGUGGGAAAGGCAAAGGAAAUAAAGGACGACAUAGGAGGCAGAGACAACGCUUGACAAGUGAAGAGGCCGGGCAAGACGAAGAAGACGAGUUUUAUAACGGCGAGGAUUACAGUUAUGAAUACGAGGAAGAACUUACCACAAUUGACCCCUUAAUCCCUCGGGACUUCGGGGAAAACAGACAGCUUGAAGUCCAAACAGAUGAAUUUCCUCAUCCAGUGGAUGAUAAGGAACAAUUGCUCACACCCAGUCCUGCCCAGGUCGAGACCUUAAGUCAACCUAUAACAGUCUUCUCAGACAGAGAAACGGAUGCACAGGUUAUCUUGCCAACCACAGAGUCACCCUCUCGACCCUCUGAUGAUAUAGAGAAGUCUACACCUCCUUCGGCAACAGAAGAACCAGAUCAGGGUCCAGAGGGGAAACCUGGAUUACCAGGACAGUCUCCGGGUGAUUCUGGAAGAGAUGGAUUAGAUGGCUUACCAGGAAAACCAGGAAUGAAGGGUGACCAGGGACAGAAAGGAGAGCCUGGUCCGAAAGGAGAUCAAGGCCGGGUUGGGAUUGCUGGGAUGCCUGGCUUACCGGGGACCCCUGGGAGACCUGGCAUUGAUGGGAAGAGGGGCCUGCCAGGAAAAGAUGGAGAAAGAGGACUCAAAGGAGAUGACGGCAAGAAGGGGGACAAGGGAGAUGCGGGUGCUGAUGGUAAAGAUGGUAGUAAGGGUGAACCAGGGCUUCCAGGUUUGCCUGGGAGGCAGGUGCUUGUCACUCCUGAGGGUGCUACCAUUGAUGAAAUCCGACAAGCAUUCCCAAUGCCAAUGGGUCCUCCAGGACCUACUGGUUCUCCAGGAUUGAAGGGCGAUAAAGGAGAAAGAGGCCUGAAAGGAGAAAAGGGUGACGCUGGAGCUCCAGGACAAUCUCUUGAGAUGAAGGACAUUGAGACAAUGUUUGAAGCCUACGGUAUAAAACUUCCUUUGCUGAAGGCUUUGAUUGACAGGUUGCUGCAGGAUGGCAUAGAGGAGCUGCUUCAUGUGCUCAGCAACUCCAAGAAAACAAAAGAAAACACAGAAAGGCACAACUCCAACGUCAUCACUGACUACACAAGUUUGGAGAAAUUUGACGUCACCAGCAGACCUCUGUCAAAAGUGGACACUUUUGAGGACAUUGAUGUAGAUGGCCAGCCUCCUGAAUCUAUCUUGGUUGACCCUUUAAAUGAAACUGCAGAGGAUCAAACUUUAUGGACCGUCAACACGCUGAAUGGAGAACCAGAGCAUGACACAAUUGAGACCAAUUUAAAGGAGACAGUAGACAGUACUGAAACUUCCUUCAAAGUUAAUCUGACUGCAGUCAAUUCUACUUCCAAUUAUACAAUGACCAAUGAGAUGUUUUCAGGAUUACCUCAAUCUGUAAUGGAGACUGUUCUCCUCAAUCAGGAGGACUCACUGAAGAAGAAUUCAGGACAAAAGAAGAAGAACAGGGAACGUGGGAAAGGCAAAGGAAAUAAAGGACGACAUAGGAGGCAGAGACAACGCUUGACAAGUGAAGAGGCCGGGCAAGACGAAGAAGACGAGUUUUAUAACGGCGAGGAUUACAGUUAUGAAUACGAGGAAGAACUUACCACAAUUGACCCCUUAAUCCCUCGGGACUUCGGGGAAAACAGACAGCUUGAAGUCCAAACAGAUGAAUUUCCUCAUCCAGUGGAUGAUAAGGAACAAUUGCUCACACCCAGUCCUGCCCAGGUCGAGACCUUAAGUCAACCUAUAACAGUCUUCUCAGACAGAGAAACGGAUGCACAGGUUAUCUUGCCAACCACAGAGUCACCCUCUCGACCCUCUGAUGAUAUAGAGAAGUCUACACCUCCUUCGGCAACAGAAGAACCAGAUCAGGCUCUGUGGGAGAUGGAAGUGCCUCAACCUGAAAUCAGGGUGAAAAGAGGAACAUUUUGGCCUGACUCCAUGGCGUUCAUGCCAGGUGCCCCAGGAGGACGAAAUCGGUUUAAGAAGACACAGCAACACAUCUCCUCUGGAGCUCAGGGUUACAAAAUCUGGAGCAAGGAUGAAAAAGAAAAUCCAGGCCUUCAGACACACAGCCGGAGUGAGAGACAAGAAGCACGAGAGAGAUGGAGAUACAUCGAUACAGAGACAGAGGUUCCCACAGAAACAAUAGGUGGAGGAGAGGAAGAGACAAAAGCAGAAGUGGAAGAUUGGGGAAUGGAAAAAGAGAAAGAGUUAAUGCCUGAUUUAAAACCAGUCCCUGAUCCAGUCUAUGAGGAGGAGGAGAGAAGUGGAGACAAUGACUGGGAGACAGAGGAAGGUGUAGAUCAAGAGAAGGAAGAAGAAAAGGAGGACUUGGAGAUGGAGAGAGAGAGGGAUCGGCUGGAGAUGGAGAGAGAAAGACAGGAACUGGAGAAAGAGAGGGAGGCCGAGCAGGAGAGGGAAAAAAUGGAAAGCGAAAGAGAACUGGAGCGGCAGAGGGAGGAAUGGGAGAGGAUGAGGGAGGAGAUGGAGAGGAGGAGAGAGGGAAAUUACGAUGAAGAAGCUGGACUGCCGUACCCAUAUCCCCCAGGGUAUUAUUUACUGAAGGGACAGCCAGGUGAAAAUGGAAAACCAGGACAAAAGGGCGAAAUUGGUGAAAACGGACAGAAGGGGGAGCCGGGCAUCGGUCACAGAGGGCCAGAGGGUCAGGCUGGUCCUCCUGGACAGAAGGGUGAGCCCGGUGAGCCAGGUCCUCCAGGUGCUCAGGGCAUUCAGGGAAUCCCUGGCAAUCCAAGCAUCCAGGGUCCCACAGGUCUUAGGGGUCUUCCAGGGGACCCAGGAGAGGCAGGUAGAGAGGGCAGCCGAGGUAAAAGAGGGAAGAAUGGCUCCCCAGGAUCUCCUGGACCUCGAGGACCACCAGGACCUCAUGGUAUUCCUGGCAUACCUGGAGAAAAAGGAGAAAAGGGUGACAGUAUACCAGGUGAACCUGGUGAGAGAGGCGUAGUUGGCCUCCCAGGUAAAAGGGGUGACAAGGGCUCUCCAGGUGUUAAAGGAGCUCCUGGGCCCAUAGGUCCUAAAGGACUGGGUGGGAGCAGAGGUGAAAAGGGAGAUCGUGGAUCACCUGGAGUCAAAGGAGAAAGGGGCAGUGUGCUUCAAAUCCAAGGACCUCGUGGCUAUAAGGGUUCCAAAGGACAGCCAGGUGAGCGAGGUUCACCUGGUUUUGACGGCGAUAAAGGAGAAAAAGGCGAGGACGGUCCUCCUGGGGUCAAGGGUGUAAAAGGUAAUGCAGGUAUAAAAGGUGCAAUGGGAAAAUUUGGAGCACGGGGCCCAGUAGGACAAAAAGGAGAUCCAGGAGAUCCUGGAGUCAAUGGAGUGAUGGGUCGCAAUGGGGCUGAUGGGCUGGAUGGAGCCAAAGGGGAUAAAGGAGACAAUGGACUCCAAGGACAACAGGGUAAUCAGGGUGAUCCAGGAGAACCUGGCUUACCAGGAGAAAAAGGGGAGAAAGGGGAGAAGGGUUUCAGAGGUUUUCCUGGGCGCACUGGGAGCCUUGGCCUGAAUGGAGAAAAGGGCGAUAUGGGGUUACCUGGCACCCCGGGCAUACCUGGAUUGAAUGGGGUCACGGGACGCAAGGGAGACAAGGGAGAAGGGGGAAUCAAUGGUGUUGAUGGUGAUCCUGGAGUAAAAGGGGAAAAGGGUGCAGCAGGUUUCCCAGGUUUCCCAGGUUUCAAGGGGUCAGCAGGAAGUCCAGGAAGGGACGGUAAUAUGGGACCACUGGGACUGCCAGGGCCCCAAGGAGACAAAGGGCCUAAGGGGGAGAGCGGUAAAAGAGGCAGAUCAAAGAAGUGUCAGAGUGGAGCACCAGGGACACCAGGACACAGAGGAGAAAAUGGUAAAGUUGGUAUUGAAGGAGCAAAAGGGGAGAAAGGAGAGCCUGGACUCUCAGCUGAAGAAGUGAAGGAGCUAGUCAACCAGGAGGUGGUAGAAAAGUGCGGAUUGGAAUACAAGUUCAUGGUAAAAUCUGUUGACCCAGAUGCAACAACUGCAGUGACUAAGAAUGAAAAUGACCAAAAAGACGUUGUGAAAUCUAUCACCCAUGACCUGCAUGAACAAAGUAUGGAAGAAAACAUGGCAGACAACAUGGGAGAAGGGCACCCACAAAACCAGACUGAUACUCAUGAUGGAGGGACUGUGGAGUGGGGACAAAGGAAGAAGAGAAGGGUAUAUGGAAGAAACACAGCAAACCGCUGCUUGGAGCCGAUGUCAGAAGGAGCCUGUUCAGACUAUUCUCUGGUCUGGUACUUCCACGCCCGAUCGGGGGAAUGCAGACCGUUUGUUUACGGGGGCUGUGGUGGCAACCAAAACAGAUUCUCCUCCAGACAUGAGUGCGAGGAAUGGUGUGAGACGGAGAGUCGAGUUGUGGGGGGACCAAUCAGAUCGCGCAGGGAAUAAUCCUUUAAACAGUUAAUCCAGUGACUGAAAAGAAAUCCUGCUUUGAAGAGAUUUUUGGUUAUACAAUAUGAAUGUGCGGAUACUAUAGAUGCUAUAAAAAAAUGUACACCUCCACACCCACAGAACCUUGGAGACUGAGCCAGCAACCCCCAAACAAGUAAUUUUGUACAUAACUGUGUAAAAUGUUAUUGUUUUUGCAUUUUGCAUUGCUCUUAUUUAUAUAUUUUAACAGAUGUUUUUCAAUUUGUUAUAUAUGGAUAAUGCGAUGUGAUGUAGUCUAAAUGUGAAUGAUUUUUUUCUUAAUUUCACAUAACAUCUACACAUGUAAGUAUGUUUUCUUGCAGCUGUGUUACCAAAAUAGACUGACAUUGACAAAGAUUUUGAAUGUAAAC